AUGGCUGCUGUUCCCAACGUCCUUGUCACCGGCUCGGCCGGUCACCUUGGCUGCGCUCUCAUGCUGUCGCUUGCCUCUCACGGCCACACCCCCAUCGGCAUUGACAUGCUCGCCGCGGCCACGACGACGCACGUUGGAUCGAUCGCCGACCGCCCCUUUGUCGCCUCCAUCUUCGCCCGCUACCCCUCCAUCAAGCAUGUCCUCCACGCCGCGACGCUGCACAAGCCGCACGUCGACUCGCACACCAAGACCGACUUUGUCAACGUCAACAUGACCGGAACCCUGAAUCUCCUUGAAGAAGCCUCGGCCCGCGGCCCGCAGAUCGAGUCCUUCGUCUUCAUCUCGACAACGUCCACCUUUGGCAGGGCUUUGAGCCCCCAAAAGGGCAGCCCCGUCGCCUGGAUUGACGAGGCCGUCAUUCCGAUCCCCAAGAACAUCUACGGCGUCACAAAGGUCGCCGCCGAGGAUCUCUGCCGGCUGGUCCACGCACAGACGCGCAUGCCCGUCCUCGUGCUGCGCACGAGCCGCUUCUUCCCCGAACAGGACGACGACGAGGACAGACGCAGCGCCAUGGACGACGAGAACCUCAAGGUCCUCGAGCUGGCGUAUCGGCGCGUCGACAUUUCUGAUGUCGUGUCCGCCUGCGUUUGCGCCAUGGCGAGAGCACGGGAUUUGGGGUGGGGGAAGUACAUCAUCAGCUCGCCGCCUCCGUUCCGUCGCGAUGAGGAGACGCUGAGGGAAUUGGAUGCUGAUGCCGGGGCUGCCUACAGAGCUGCGGUGCCGGGGAUUGAGGCCGCGUUUGGGAGACGGGGCUGGGGGUUCUUGCCGAGGAUUGAUCGUGUGUAUGAUUCUUCCAGGGCGGUGGCCGAGCUAGGGUGGAAGCCUGAGUAUACGAUACAAAAGACGGUUGAGCGUCUGGCCAGAGAUGAGGAGUGGAGAAGCGAGUUGACUUUCAAGGUUGGGAAAAGAGGGUAUCACGCCGUGCCAACGGGGGUGUAUACCACCCGUUGA
Messenger RNA from Verticillium alfalfae VaMs.102, 1011 nucleotides. Its product is annotated as NAD dependent epimerase/dehydratase family protein. The coding region runs from base 1 to 1011 and encodes 336 amino acids. Lineage: Eukaryota; Fungi; Ascomycota; Sordariomycetes; Glomerellales; Plectosphaerellaceae. The record is from RefSeq and is a predicted model, not a curated record. Gene Ontology annotation, molecular function: dTDP-glucose 4,6-dehydratase activity. The transcript has a single exon.